Rotaria sordida is the source of this 300-nucleotide messenger RNA. NCBI's taxonomy places the organism in Eukaryota, Metazoa, Rotifera, Eurotatoria, Philodinida, Philodinidae. The record is from the annotation of a GenBank genome assembly.
AUGCAAGCUAUGUCGAUAACUAUCAUUAUAUUCUUACUAACUUUCUUAUACAUUCCUAACAAUGCAACUGAUAGAACUGCCGAUUCUAUAAUUUAUGAUAACCGUGUACACACUUUUCUGAGAAAAUUAACUCGACAAAAUGAAAAUAGAUCGAAUGCAACUAUUCAAAGUUGUUCCUUCUUUGAUUAUGAUUUUUCAUUUUUAAAUCAAAAUAAUGGUACUGAUUAUGUUGGUACUGAUGUUGGGGCUAUUACGAAUAUGUAUAAAAUGAAUAUAUGUGGGCCAGUCAAUGAUAAUUGA